UCCAAUAUUAACCUCUUUGGUUAUUUUUGUGAAAAAAUAGUGACAAACGGUUUUUCUUUGUAAUUUCCCUUCCUGGCCAUUUGGAUAUACUUCCGGUGAUUUUCCCAAUACUAUAGAGAAUGGCUCGUCGAUAUGAUUCCCGGACAACAAUAUUCUCCCCCGAGGGGCGCCUCUAUCAAGUGGAGUAUGCCAUGGAGGCUAUCUCGCACGCCGGUACGUGCCUUGGGAUUCUCGCAGAGGAUGGAAUUCUCCUGGCAGCGGAGAGACGCAAUACAAACAAACUCCUGGACGGAGCAAUUUUCUCGGAGAAGAUCUACAAAUUGAAUGAUGACAUGGUGUGCUCAGUGGCGGGAAUCACUUCCGAUGCGAAUGUCCUGACGAAUGAGUUGCGUGUGAUUGCCCAACGGUAUCAGCUGAACUACGGAGCAGCGAUGCCGUGUGAGCAGCUCGUGUCCUACCUGUGUGACAUCAAGCAGGCGUACACGCAGUACGGCGGCAAGCGCCCCUUUGGCGUUUCCAUCCUCUACAUGGGCUGGGAUAAGCACUACGGGUAUCAGCUGUACCAGUCAGAUCCCAGUGGGAAUUAUAGCGGCUGGCGAGCGACGUGCAUUGGCAACAAUUCCGGAGCUGCUGUGUCGGCGCUCAAGCAGGAAUUGAAGGAGAACAACAUCUCCCUGAGUGAGGCACAAGAUCUCGCCGUGAAAGUGCUCAGCAAGAGCUUGGACAUGACAAAGCUCACGUCGGAGAAAGUUGAGAUGGCCACACUGACCAGGGAGAAUGAUAAGACCGUCAUAAAGAUCCUCUCGAAUGCCGAGGUGGAUGCCCUGAUUGCAAAUUACGAGAAGAUUGAGGCGGAACUUGAGGCAGCUAAGAAGGAAAAGCUGGCCCAGAAGUAAUUCUUUAUUUUUUUUUGUAUCUUAACCGGAAAUCUAAUAAAAAUUCUCAGAAAAUGAA
Molecule: messenger RNA, 954 nt
Organism: Lutzomyia longipalpis
Lineage: Eukaryota; Metazoa; Arthropoda; Insecta; Diptera; Psychodidae
Gene: Prosalpha3
Product: proteasome subunit alpha type-4
Exons: 2
Coding region: 120-896 (258 amino acids)
Biological process (GO): ubiquitin-dependent protein catabolic process
Cellular component (GO): proteasome core complex; cytosol; nucleus
Source: RefSeq, a predicted model, not a curated record